AACUAACCGACCUUGUGGUCUUUCAAAUUUGAAUCUUACUCGAAAAUGCUCAACCUAAGACUUCAACGGAUCGUUAGAAAUGCUCAAAGGGGCCUUUCGCAGCAAAAGCCUUUAGCCGCUCAGAAAAAUAAAAUGUUGGCAUGGUGCAUUCAUUCUUAUGGAGAUCUAGAUGAAUUAAAAUUAGCCGAAAAUAGAGCUCCUAUUUUGAACAAUCCCGAUGAUGUACUGGUUGAAGUUAGGGCAGCGUCAGUAAAUCCUAUUGACUCUGCUAUGCUAGCUGGAUAUGGCCGAGCAUCUUUUCAGGUUUUAAGAAAUUUUGAAAUAGAAUUUCCGCUAGUCCUUGGUAGAGAUUUUGCAGGCGUAAUCGUUGGCAAAGGACAGAAUGUAUGCAACUCAUUUAAAAUAGGAGAUAUGGUCUAUGGUUUCAUACCUCUGCAUAAGCAGGGAUCUUUUGCGGAGUUAGUAAAUGUUUCACAGUGUUACAUUCUGCCUAAACCGUUUUCUUUGACAAAUGAAGAAAGUGCGUCUCUCGUGUAUGCAACAAUGACUGCUUGGGGCGCCUUAUUUUUAACUGGGAACUUGCUGGUGAAGCAAAAAAGGGGGUUGAGGGUUUUGGUGUUGGGUGGAUCUGGUGGAGUUGGCACUGCCACUAUACAACUUUUAAAAUCUCAAGGGUGUGUGGUAUAUACAACCAGCUCUAGUGAUGCUAUUCCAUUGUUAACUUCUCUUGGUGCUGAUGUUGUCUACGACAGAAAUGAUAAAGAUUAUGAGAGACUUGUGUGUCAAGAAGGAAAAUACCAUAUUAUUCUUGAUGCUGCCAAAAUAGGGAUUGAAAAUAUCCCAAAAUCAUGGGACUAUGAAACCUAUAUUACUCUCAACUCACCUCUUUUGACCAAUAACGACGAUCGAGGCUUGUUGUGUGGCACUGCUGCCAGCAUAAGAAAUUUGUUAGAAAAUAAUGUCACCAGAAUUGCAUCGGGAAGAACAGUUAGAUGGGGAUUCUUUGUGCCUUCUACUAGCGGAUUUGAAUUUGUGGACAAACUGAUCCGUUCGGGAGAAAUCAGACCAGUUAUUCACAAGCAAUUUAAGUUCUGUGACUUGCCAAACGCUAUUCAGUGUGUAAGAGAUGGCCACUUAAGAGGCAAAGUGGUUGUUAAUUAUGAGUAGGCAGGGGUAACGUUUAC
Molecule: messenger RNA, 1184 nt
Organism: Cylas formicarius (sweet potato weevil)
Lineage: Eukaryota; Metazoa; Arthropoda; Insecta; Coleoptera; Brentidae
Product: reticulon-4-interacting protein 1 homolog, mitochondrial
Exons: 6
Coding region: 46-1167 (373 amino acids)
Cellular component (GO): mitochondrion
Molecular function (GO): oxidoreductase activity
Source: RefSeq, a predicted model, not a curated record